This is a messenger RNA of Aspergillus sclerotioniger CBS 115572, 2233 nucleotides long. RefSeq names its product oleate hydratase. The record is from RefSeq and is a predicted model, not a curated record. Gene Ontology annotation, biological process: fatty acid metabolic process. The coding region runs from base 339 to 1943 and encodes 534 amino acids. The transcript is spliced from 2 exons. NCBI's taxonomy places the organism in Eukaryota, Fungi, Ascomycota, Eurotiomycetes, Eurotiales, Aspergillaceae. Gene Ontology annotation, molecular function: oleate hydratase activity; FAD binding.
UAGGUCUCCGAACCCCCCGAGUUUGACUUUCUGGUCGUAUAUCCUCUUUGCACGUGUGCAGCCACUACAAGAACUGCCAGCCAAUAAUCAUAGAGCCCGCAAGCUGAUCAAGGGCCAUUUUUUGGCCGGUGUUUUGAUUGCUGGCAAUCCCUACAUCCAUCUCGUGAUAUGCCGUUCAUCAUGACCAGUCUAUGACACUGUGGCUCUUGGUAUUCGCUGCAGUCGUUCAGUUGAAUUCUAGUGUACAACUCCCCACCCUCUUAAGCCAUUGCCCUCUAGGACUUCUUGAUUGCUCCACCUUCGUGAAAUCAAGAUCUGACUAGCCUAUUAAAAUCAUCAUGAACCGUCGAGACAGCUUUGCAAAGCGCGAUCCAGCGGCCACCCACGCCUGGCUCAUCGGCGGCGGGAUCGCUUCUCUUUCCGCAGCGGUGCAUCUUAUCCAUGACGCGAAUGUUUCAGCUGGGAAUAUCCAUAUCCUUGAUGUUCACUCUCACGCAGGCGGCGCUAUCCAAAGCUACGGUAAUGCAGAGGAUGGCUACAUCCUGUACACUGGAAGCCUGCCCUACUUUCAUGAUCGAUGUGUAGAGCAACUUCUUGCUCUGGUCCCAGAUGCCGAGAACCCACAGAAAUCACUUCUGCAAUCUAUCAAAGAGUUUGACCGGGAAUCUGUCCCGAAAAAAUCAGCAACGACCCGUCUCGUGAGGCAAGGCAAGCAUGGCCCAGAGCUGGCUCACACCAAAAGCCUGCAAAUUGGGCCCCGAUAUCGGUUGGAGCUGAUUAAAGUGAUGCUUGAAAAUGAACGGACCCUUGGGGAGAAGAGCAUUCGGGAAAUCUUCGAUGAAGGUUUCUUCAAGACCAACUUCUGGACAUUGUGGUCCACAACCUUUGCUCUGCAGCCAUGGCACAGUGCUGUGGAGUUCCGGAGAUGCCUCUGCAAGCACCUGGCUGACAUCGAACGCCUCAAUGAUCUGAAGGCUCUGGAUCGAACCAAAUAUACGAUCUACGAGUCUAUCAUUCUUCCGAUUGAGUCAUAUCUGAAACAAGCCGGGGUCGACUUUCAUUUUCAUGCCAAGGUUACCAACCUCCAAAUGGACGCGAGGGAAGCCCAAACCACCGUCUCGCAGAUCUUCCUGAAGGACAACGGGAAAGAUAAGACGAUCGAGGUACGACCGGAGGAUAUUGUCAUCGUGACACUUGGAUCAACAAACUCGGGCGCCCAGAGAGGCUCGAAUCAUAACCCUCCAACACCUCCUGUGGAGGUUAAGAACGGCGACUGGUCACUGUGGAUAGAGUUGAUGCAAACCUCAUCGGAAUUUGGAAACCCAUUCAACUUCCACCGGAAUAUCGAACAGGCAGCCUUGGAGAAUUUCACCGUCACCCUCCACAACUCCGACUUUAUGCAGCGUUACGAGAAAUUGACCAAUGACAAGCCUGGUGCUGGAGCUCUGCUUUCCUUCCCUGAUAGCAACUGGGGGCUCAGUCUUAGCGUUCCCCGUCAGCCCGUAUGCUCCAAUCAGCCGCCCGCCGUCGACGUAUUCUGGGGCUAUGGGCUGCAUCCGGAGAAGAUUGGAAACUUUGUUGGCAAGCCAAUGUCUGCCUGUUCGGGCAAGGAGAUUAUGAGCGAGAUGCUUGCCCAUCUGGGAUUCCCACCGGAAGACAUUCUCGCGAAUUCAAUCACGAUUCCCGUUUUGUUGCCCCUGGCUACAGCGCCACUGAUGACUCGGGCUCAUGACCACCGCCCCGAAGUCAUUCCCUUCCAAAGCAGAAACUUGGCAUUCGUGGGGCAGUAUGUUGAGAUCCCAGAUGAUACGACUCUUAGCAUGGAAUACAGCGUCCGCGGAGCUCAGACGGCCGUGUUUUCUCUCAUGAAGCUCCCGAAGCAUCCGCCAAAGAUUGAACGACAUCUCCUUUUGAAUGUAUUUGAUUUGCUGGGAGGUGCUUAGCUCUACCAUGUAUCUUUUGUGGUGGUGAUUUAUUUCCUUGAUCCAACAGCUGGAGUCACUCCUUCAAGUUUCUUGAGUUAUGCACAACAGCAUAACAAGUCUUGUUUCUUCUCUGCGUGUCAUGGUAGUAUGUUUCUAACACCUUUAAUCUAAUGUGUUACUGCAGAAAAAAUGAUCACAUGGAUCAACAAUUGUCAGGCUUUCCAAACUGCCGUGUCUAUCGUAUCAUCACAUUUGUACCUCAAGGAGCCUCAGAUUGAUGAAUACCACUCUUUUCGUUCUAUAUAUCA